Molecule: messenger RNA, 1551 nt
Organism: Kalmanozyma brasiliensis GHG001
Lineage: Eukaryota; Fungi; Basidiomycota; Ustilaginomycetes; Ustilaginales
Exons: 1
Coding region: 1-1551 (516 amino acids)
Source: RefSeq, a predicted model, not a curated record
AUGAUCAAGGCACACAGGCCUGCGGUCCGACCCAGGCUUCACAGCGGUCCCGGCAAUGCCAUGUUCGACGACGUGCACGAGCUCUUCAACGACGACGAUGCGGCGCAGUUAGAUCAGCUGCCGCCUCCAUUUGCGGCAGCUGGGACGGCAGCCAUUGCUACGGCUGCGGUGACAUUAGCCAUGGCCAACACAAAUGCGUCCAACACCGCACCUUCCGAGCACAACGUUCCCGCUUACCAGCCGCCUCUGCGUCAAAGGAUCUCUGGCUUUCACAGUAGACAUACAGAGCUUACAGCGAAACUCCAAGCGCUGGGCGACAUCCCUGCGAUGCUCGAAACCAAUCAGCACGACAUCUUCUCCGUCACCGGCAAGGUCAAGACUCAAGAGGCGCGCCUCAAAACGUUGCAGGCCGUCUCACAAGAGACGAGGGAUACUCAUGCCAAGAUGAGCAGCUCUUUUGCCAAGCGUAUGAUGAACAAGAGAGGCAACCGAUCUCGCCUCCUCUUCCAAGCUGGGACGGACGCCGAGAAAGCAGCCCAGCAGCAAGCGGAUCACGAGGCUGAGCUCGAACGCAAUCGGUCGAUACUGGCAUUAAAGGAACAGCGCAAGUCUCAGCUGCAGCGAGACCUGGUCGAAUACUCGGCAGUGUCCAACGAGCUGGACAAGAUCGACCAUGCACUCUUUGACGGCUCCACCCCUGAAUUCGUGCAGGACGAUCUGGCAGAGUGGGAGGUCAAAGUGUGGACGCAGGUGCAAGUCUUCAUGGCCGCCGAGACACUUCGAGAGAAGCGGGCUCGGCAGAUGCUCAAGGAUGCGUCACCCAUCUUGGUCUCCAUCAUCAAGGACAUCCAGACCGCUCUUCAGUUCUGCAUCGACAGCGGCGUAGCGAGGAAUCAGAAGUACACCAAGAAUCUCAUCUCCAACACCACAGCCAAGUCUACCGUCAGCGGUACCCAGCCGUUGGUGCUCAAGGCCAAGACAAGCUCAGGCAAGUUCUUCACCACCAUUGCCAAAGCACGAGGCAGCCAGCUGCUGGUUGAGCGCCCACCCGAGUUCCGACUCAUCGAGCUCUACCUCAUGCCGGGCAGCAAGAAUCCGAAAGCAGUCGAUGAACGUGGACUUCACAAGUCGCUCGAGACCUCGUAUGCGCAGGCCAAGGCGCUGGAUGCUUACCUCAAGCGCGAGAUUGCAGCCAGUCUGGAGCGUCAACGCAAGUUGGCCGUCGAAACAGCCAAGCUGCAGGAAACCGUCAAGGAUGCGAGACGCCAUCUUCGCGAAAUCCGUCGAAGUAUCAUGGUCGCCGUCGUGCAAGAGGAUGGAAGCCAAUACAUACGCAAAGAGGCGCCGACGUCGACUGCAGAUCAUGACAGCUCGCCCUCCGGCGCAGCACAGCGCGACUAUGCACUGCCCUUGCAAGACGCCGCCAACCCAAUGAUCUCCACGCACUUUCAAGAGAACCUGCGAAAGGAAUCUCACGCCCGUCUUCGUCAGCUCGUAGCUUUGCCAGAACCCGAGUCGGACGACGACAAUCUAUACCCGGUCAUUGCUUGA